AUGUUUCGAGCAAUUAGUAAAUUUCGUCAUGCUACACUUGUAAGCCUAGGAACGAUUACUACUGCUGGUGCUUUAUCUUACUACAUUUAUACGGAUCGUUCUAAAAAAUCUCUUUAUAAUCCUCAAUUUAUGAUGUCUCAAACUUAUGCUGAUGCAAAUAUUUCAAAAAAAAUCCCAUUAAAAGUUUUACCAUCACGUGAUGAAAUGAUAAAUAUUCUUAAAUAUUCGAAUAAUAUCAAAAAUUCUCAUCAAAAUGAUGAUGGGGAAUUCGAUCUAUUAAUAAUUGGAGGUGGUGCAACAGGAACUGGCAUUGCUCUAGAUGCUGCAACAAGAGGAUUAAAAGUUGCGUUAGUGGAACGUGAUGAUUUCGCUUCAGGGACUUCUUCACGUUCUACAAAACUUAUUCAUGGUGGUGUUAGAUAUCUUGAAAAAGCUAUUUAUGAAUUAGAUUAUGAACAAUAUAAACUUGUUCGUGAAGCAUUACAUGAACGAGCUACCUUUUUAAAUAUUGCUCCAUAUUUAAGUCAUCAAAUACCUAUAAUGUUACCUCUUUAUAAUCGUGUUAAAGUACUUGAUGAAUUCCCAUGGUUAAAACAAGAUAAUCUUGUCGGUGCUAUUGUUUUUUACGACGGUCAGCAUAAUGACGCAAGAAUGAAUGUUGCUCUUGCUUUAACUGCAAUAUCUCAUGGUGCAACUGUAGCUAAUCAUGUAGAAGUUACUCAUUUACUUAAAAAUGAAAAUGGAAAAAUCUUUGGUGCUAGAGUUCGUGAUAAUUUAAAUGGUGAUGAAUGGGAUAUUAAAUCUAAGGGUGUAAUAAAUGCUACUGGUGUAUUCGCAGAUAAUAUUAUAAUACCAGCUUCCGGUGUUCAUGUAAUACUACCAAACUACUAUAGUCUUGGUGGAAAAAUGGGUUUGUUAGAUAAAUCUACUUCGGAUGGUAGAGUUCUGUUUGUACUUCCUUGGGAAGGGAAUACACUUGUUGGUACUACUGAUUCACUUGCUGAAGUAACAUUUAAUCCCAAGCCUAAAGAAGAAGAGAUUAUGUGGGUUUUGGAUGAAUUUAAUAAAUUUUUGACUCCUGAAACAAAAGUUAGACGAAAUGAUGUUUUAGCUGCUUGGGCUGGAAUUCGUCCACUUGUCAUAGAUCCUGAAGCAAAAAAUACCUCAGCUUUGGUACGAAGUCAUAUAAUCAAUGUUAAUGAUUCAAAUUUGAUUACUAUCACUGAUUUGAACCCGUUAAAUGAAUGUCAAACCGAAAAUGCGAAACUUAUAGGAUCUCAAGAAUAUUCUGAAACCAUGUUUAUUGAAUUAAUUCAACAAUUUGGAUUGGAUACUGAAAUAGCACAACAUUUAGCUCAUGAUUAUGGUGAUAGGGCAUGGGAUAUUUUAAAAAUAACACAUAAAGCAGGUAGCAAACAAUGGCCUAUUCCUAUACAAAGAUUAAAUCCAAAUUACCCAUAUAUCGAUUCUGAAGUUCGUUAUGCUAUACAACAAGAAUUUGCAUGUACUUUGGUGGAUGUGAUAGCAAGACGAACGCGUCUUGCUUUCUUAAAUUCACAAGCAACAUUAGAAUCUUUACCCCGUAUAAUUGAAAUUAUGAGUGAAGAAUUAAAUUGGACUCCUGAAAAACAGAAAAAAGAAUAUGAACAAGCAGUAGAAUUUUUGAAAACUAUGGGGUUACCAGAGUCGAAUGGCGAAUCAUCUCUUACAAAUGUUAGCAAAUCACAAUGA
Molecule: messenger RNA, 1731 nt
Organism: Scutellospora calospora
Lineage: Eukaryota; Fungi; Glomeromycota; Glomeromycetes; Diversisporales; Gigasporaceae
Source: the annotation of a GenBank genome assembly